AUGGACGUCUACACCCUCUAUAAGCAGCAACUCGGGACUUUAAAUUCAAACCAAAAGCAUCUUAUAAACAAUUUAACGCUACUCGCACGCCAAUACGCAUCCACACCCAACCAAGUAGCAGAUGCCGUCCAUGACCACAUCUCUUUCCUGAAACCGCAUUACAGGCUACCUGUUCUCUACUUGAUUGACAGCGUUUGUAAAAAUCUCGCUCAAUUCAACUACGCGUACUACUUUAGACCAUACAUUGCCAAGGAUUGGCUAGAGACGUACAACAUGGUAGAUGGCUCUACGCGUUCAAAACUCGAAGAAUUGGUCAUUACUUGGCGUAAUGGUGGUCCUUACGGAUCAAAUUUAUUUGGUGAGCACGCCCAACUAGAAUGUGAGCAGAGACUUUAUGGCAAUGGCGGAUGGAAAGCAACUAUACCUCUUUCGUAUGGCCCAAGUAGAACACUUGUCAUCUCUGAGCUUCAAGGUGCUUUGGAAAAGAGAAGGUUGCAUUUGCAGUACUAUCCAUUUGACGAUAAGGUCAAAUCUCAUGUUCACGCUCUAUCGACGCUUGAAAAGAUACUGCUUACAACUUCUGUACCACCUGAUCAAUUGAACCAGAUAUAUGAGAGAGUGAAAUCCAUGACGAAUGAUGCAACACCGUUAGUUGGCGCGCCGGGAGCAGCGCCGGGAAUAACACCAGGCAUAUCAUCAGGAUUGGCUUCAGGAUCACCCCCACCAUUACCCACACCUGCAAUCAUAUCAACGCCAGCACCCGCGCCAGCACCACCAGUUCAGCCAGCUGCACCUAUACCCAUCUUAGCCUCGCAGUCAAACCCCUUACUGCAAUCUUUAACACCACCACCACCAUCAGCAACGCCAUCACAACCUGGUUCAAAUGUAUCUGGAUUACUGCAAUCAUUGCAAGCAUCUGGAUUGUUGAAACCAUCAACGACAUCGAUUAAUGGAUCUAGCACACCUGCAUCACUUACACCACAAAUGAACACAACCAACACAAUCUCUCAGGAUGACGAUGAGAAAGAAAAACAAUAUGAUCAAGCAGUUCUCGCACUUGAUAUUGUACUUGAUAAUAAUGAUAUACUUUGUGCACGACCAAAUCUUGACAAAUUGUUUUACGAUAGACUAACAAUACAGUGUCCACAAUGCUCUCGACGAUUCGGUGAUACGAAGAGCGGGAAGAAGCAGCUGGGGGAGCACAUUGAUACGCAUUUCAGAAUAAAUAGGCGUAAUAAAGAGGGAAGUCGAGGAGUUACAAGAUCAUGGUUGAUUGUGUUGAGAGAUUGGAUGAAUGAUGUGGCUGACGACUCGCUAGCUUCACAGAGAGGACCAAUGGCUUCACAUGAAGAUUCAGAGCACGCACAAGAGAUGGAAUACCGUAAAAAGUUAGAAUCAUCAACUGUGCCUGUACCCAUUGAUGCUUCGGAUGCUGCGCAGCUGUGUCCGAUUUGUAAAGAAAAGUUUAAGUCGGAGUUUAGCGAGGAGGAUGAAGAGUGGGUAUGGGUCAAUGCGAUACAAGACGGUGAUGUUAUCUACCAUGCAACAUGCCACAAUGAUCGUACUGUGGGGGCUGUAGAUACCCUACCUGCGUCUCGUUCUGGGUCUGUUUUGGGUAAGAGGGAGAGGCAGGGAAGCCUUGAUGAUGGCGACGUUGCUGCUGACACAAAGAAAAUUUUACUUGAAGACGUUGUCAAGAUGGAGACGCUGUCGAGAGGAAUAAGAAUGAGCAAGCCGUUUAUCGAAUCAGUAGAAAAUAUCCCAACAAAUACAAAGUUCCUCGGACUGCAAACGCUCCACUGGAAAGACCAAGACGGGAAAGCACGCAAAUGGGAGAAUGCAUAUCGCACGACGCGUUCAGAAAGUGGCGUGGAUGCAGUAUCGAUAGCUGCGAUAUUGAAAUACACGACAGCGCGUCCGAGUGAUAUAGUGCUCAUAAAGCAAUACCGACCACCACACGAUACGCAGGUAGUUGAGAUGCCAGCUGGACUGGUGGAUGCAGGCGAGGACAUACGUGCCUGUGCUAUCCGUGAGCUGUACGAGGAGACAGGCAUACGCAGCGACAGGAUAACUGUCAUCGAUGAGACCCCUACGAUUGCAAACGAUCCGGGUAUGUCAAAUGCUAAUAUGAAGAACGUGACUCUCGUGGUGGAUGGCGUCGAUGCUGACGUGGCGAUGCCUGAGCAGCAUCUUGAUGAAGGGGAACAUAUCACCGUACAACGCGUACCUCUCACCCAACUCCAUCAGAAGCUACUUGAGUAUUCGGAGCAGGGCUUUAUCGUUGACGCUAGGCUGUCACACUUGGCUCUUGGCUUGCAUAUCGCCCGCACACAGCAGUCUGUUUUCUAA
This is a messenger RNA of Wallemia ichthyophaga EXF-994, 2349 nucleotides long. RefSeq lists its product as uncharacterized. The transcript has 4 exons. Gene Ontology annotation, molecular function: mRNA binding; hydrolase activity; RNA polymerase II complex binding. Gene Ontology annotation, cellular component: mRNA cleavage factor complex; cytoplasm. Gene Ontology annotation, biological process: termination of RNA polymerase II transcription. The coding region runs from base 1 to 2349 and encodes 782 amino acids. The record is from RefSeq and is a predicted model, not a curated record. Lineage: Eukaryota; Fungi; Basidiomycota; Wallemiomycetes; Wallemiales; Wallemiaceae.